Molecule: messenger RNA, 2068 nt
Organism: Daldinia decipiens
Lineage: Eukaryota; Fungi; Ascomycota; Sordariomycetes; Xylariales; Hypoxylaceae
Product: cystathionine gamma-synthase
Exons: 2
Coding region: 213-1598 (461 amino acids)
Biological process (GO): transsulfuration
Cellular component (GO): cytoplasm
Molecular function (GO): pyridoxal phosphate binding; carbon-sulfur lyase activity
Source: RefSeq, a predicted model, not a curated record
CUUGUUCUCCAUUAAAGCCCCAUGCGACCUUGUACCGGCUGCAUCCAACUUAUACGACUUAUUUUCUAAAUCGUAACUAUCCUUUCAACCCUCCUAAUAUCUAUCGGCACUAUUUACUUGCCUUCAUACCUAGGUACCUAUCUAUAUAUAUUCAAUACGGAGCUAGAGAUUCCUUAUUUACUAAACUAGAGUGACCGGAAGAAGACAGAAUCAUGACGGUAGAGGAGAGUACCGCAAACGGGGUAUCCGUGCAAGAUGCCGCUAAGCCGGAGCUCGUCGAAGGAGUUGCCCACGAGAAACCCGUCGUUGGCAUAGAUGAGACAGAAGCACCAGUCACGGCGACAGCACUGGCUUCUAGGUUCCAACACCUCUCGCUGUCGGCACAAACCAUCCACGCCGACGAUUUCCUCAACUCGCACCAGUCCGUCGCCCCGCCUAUGCACGUCUCGACUACGUUCCGGUAUAACGACGAUCCGGACGAGCUUAAGCCGUGGACUAAUAUCAACCCCAACAACCCCUACGACUCGCACGUCUACUCGCGCGACACCGCCCCCAACACAAACCGCCUCGAAGCCGUCCUAACAUCCAUCCUCCACGGCCCCGCGCUAACCUACUCCUCCGGCCUCUCCGCCUUCCACGCACUCCUAGUCUUCCUCAACCCGCGCCGCAUCGCCAUCACCGACGGCUACCACGGCUGCCACGGCGUCAUCAAAGUCGUGUCCAAGCUCUCCGGUCUCCAAACCAUCCCGCUCGACGCCGACUUCGCCGACCUGCAGCCGGGCGACGUGGUGCACGUCGAGACGCCGUUGAACCCGACCGGCGAGGCCAGGAACCUGAGGUCCUACGCCGACAGGGCGCACGCCAGGGGCUGUCUGCUCUCGGUCGACGCGACGCUGGCCCCGCCGCCGCUGCAGGACCCCUUCGCCCUCGGCGCCGACGUCGUCAUGCACAGCGGCACCAAGUACUUCGGCGGCCACAGCGACAUGCUGUGCGGGGUGCUCGCCGUCCACCCGCGGCACGCCGGGUCCUGGAUGCCGCAGCUGCGGGCCGAGCGCCUGGUGCUGGGGUCGGUGAUGGGCAGCUUCGAAGGGUGGCUCGGGGUGCGCAGCCUGCGGACGCUGGAGCUGCGCGUGCGCAAGCAGAGCGGCGACGCGGAGAAGCUCGUCUCGUGGCUCGCCGGCGAGACGUCGAGGAAGAACAGCGUGGUGGGCGAGCUGGUCGCGCAGGUCAAGCACGCCAGUCUGCAACAACAACAAGAAGAGGGCUGGCUGAGAGACCAGAUGCCGGCCGGCUUCGGGCCCGUGUUCGCCGUGUACCUGCGCGACGCGGACGACGCGCGCCGGCUGCCGAGCAAGCUGGCGCUGUUCCACCACGCCACGAGCCUGGGCGGCGUCGAGUCGCUGGUCGAGUGGCGGGCUAUGACGGACGCCGGGGUCGACAAGAGGCUUUUGCGGUUUAGUAUUGGGAUAGAAGGGUUUGAGGAUCUGAGGGACGAUUUGGUGCGAGGGUUUGAGGCGCUGAAGGCGGAGAGGGCGAAGAGGGAUGUUGGUGCCAAGGUUGCUUCUGACGGCGGUGCGAAUUUGAUCGGGGGAGUGUGAUGUUAUCGGGUUGGGAUUGAUGUGUAGGUAGGUUGAAGUAGCUAUCCAAAUUAAAAGGAAGAAGGUUGGACUAUCUACUGCUUCAAAUUAUAUAAUAUGAACUAACCUAGUUAUAUUGCUUAUAAGAACAAGAAAGAUAUAGACAACCCUGUGUUCAAGUAUGCAAGCACAUUCUCUGCCAUCCUCAGCUGAUGUUGAAAAGGGGUAACCCCCUAUAUUGGGAAGACUACCUCACAAGAACAGUGCAAACCUACGCGGGCUUAUUAAAGCCUCGGGUGGAAUAUAUAUAGAAUGAGUUAGAACCAACAGAAGUUUUAUACACUUGCGGUCAACUCACGAUACUAUAUACUCUUAAGGCGCCUCUAUCCAAACCUACAUACUUCAGCAAAGCAAUAUGUUUAUCCCCAGCCUUAAAGCUCACUCGCUAUAAUAACAACCUGACUCUUCGUUAUUCAUACCCUAUUCCCUAU